AUGUCCUCCCGCAGCCCCCGGCCCCCGCCCCGCCGCUGCCGCCGCCGCCUGCCGCGCCCCUCCUGCUGCUGCUGCUGCUGCCGCCGCUCACACCUCAACGAGGACACGGGCCGCUUCGUGCUGCUGGCGGCGCUCAUCGGCCUCUACCUGGUGGCGGGCGCCACAGUCUUCUCGGCGCUCGAGAGCCCGGGCGAGGCGGAGGCGCGGGCGCGCUGGGGCGCCACGCUGCGCAACUUCAGCGCGGCGCACGGAGUGGCCGAGCCGGAGCUGCGCGCCUUCCUCCGGCACUACGAGGCCGCGCUGUCAGCCGGCGUCCGAGCCGACGCGCUGCGCCCGCGCUGGGACUUUCCCGGCGCCUUCUACUUCGUGGGCACCGUGGUGUCGACCAUAGGUUUCGGCAUGACCACCCCCGCGACGGUGGGCGGGAAGGCCUUCCUCAUCGCCUAUGGGCUGUUCGGCUGUGCCGGCACCAUCCUGUUCUUCAACCUCUUCCUGGAGCGCAUCAUCUCGCUGCUGGCCUUCAUCAUGCGCGCCUGCCGGGAGCGCCAGCUGCGCCGCAGCGGCCUGCUGCCCGCCACCUUCCGCCGCGGCUCGGCGCUCUCGGAAGCCGACUGCCUGGCGGGCUGGAAGCCCUCGGUGUACCACGUGCUGCUGAUCCUGGGUCUGUUCGCCGUGCUGCUGUCUUGCUGCGCCUCGGCCAUGUACACCAGCGUGGAGGGCUGGGACUACGUGGACUCGCUCUACUUCUGCUUCGUCACCUUCAGCACCAUCGGCUUCGGGGACCUGGUGAGCAGCCAGCACGCCGCCUACCGGAACCAGGGGCUCUACCGCCUGGGCAACUUCCUCUUCAUCCUGCUCGGCGUGUGCUGCAUCUACUCGCUCUUCAACGUCAUCUCCAUCCUCAUCAAGCAGGUGCUCAACUGGAUGCUGCGCAAGCUGAGCUGCCGCUGCUGCGCGCGCUGCUGCCCGGCGCCCGGCGCGCCCCUGGCCCGGCGCAACGCCAUCACCCCGGGCUCCCGGCUGCGCCGCCGCCUGGCCGCGCUCGGCGCCGACCCCGCAGCCCGCGACAGCGACGCCGAGGGCCGCCGCCUGUCGGGCGAGCUCAUCUCCAUGCGCGACCUCACGGCCUCCAACAAGGUGUCGCUGGCGCUGCUGCAGAAGCAGCUGUCCGAGACGGCCAACGGCUACCCGCGCAGCGUGUGCGUCAACACGCGCCAGAACGGCUUCUCGGGCGGCGUGGGCGCGCUGGGCAUCAUGAACAACCGCCUGGCCGAGACCAGCGCCUCCAGGUAG
Molecule: messenger RNA, 1293 nt
Organism: Eubalaena glacialis (North Atlantic right whale)
Lineage: Eukaryota; Metazoa; Chordata; Mammalia; Artiodactyla; Balaenidae
Gene: KCNK12
Product: potassium two pore domain channel subfamily K member 12
Exons: 2
Coding region: 1-1293 (430 amino acids)
Biological process (GO): potassium ion transmembrane transport; stabilization of membrane potential
Cellular component (GO): membrane
Molecular function (GO): potassium ion leak channel activity
Source: RefSeq, a predicted model, not a curated record